GUUUCCCUGGGCAGGCGGCUGGAGCGGGCCGGUACCGUCAGGCAGCUAACCAUGAUCCUAUGUCCCCCGAGCACGGAGCGCCCCCGCGGAAACCAGUGCCAGCGGCUGCAGGGCCAGCUGAGAGUGUGCUGCCUGGAUUCCUGUGUAGGACCCAAUCCUCCCACCUCCAGGAGCCCUGACGCUCAGCACAAGCUGGAAACGUGCCUCUGACCAACAGGUAGUGAAGAUGACCAGUAGCGACCAAGAGCGACCACAGUUCCUGUUUGUGAAAGCGCUGGCCAGCCGGGGGCGCCUGGAGGCAGUGACGCAACAGAUGGGCUACCACCCGCAGUACCUGGACAGCUUCCUCAAGAUGCAGCACUACCUGCUUCACAUGGACGGCCCACUGCCAUUUGCCUGCAGACACUACAUCGCCAUCAUGGCAGCUGCUCGGCACCAGUGCUGGUAUCUGGUGAAUCUGCACAUGCUGCAGUUCCUGCGAGUGGGGGGAGAUCCCCAGUGGCUGCGGGGCCUGGACUUCAUCCCCCCCAAACUCCGCAAUCUUAAUGAGAUCAACAAGAUCCUGGCUCAUCGGCCUUGGCUCAUCAGCAAGGAACACAUUGAGAAGCUGCUGAAGAUCAGUGAGCAGAGCUGGUCUCUGGCAGAGCUGGUCCACGCUGUUGUCCUCGUGGCGCAUUACCAUGCUCUCGCCAGCUUUGUCUUUGGUUGUGGCUGUGAGCAGGAGUGGCUGGAUGGCAGGAGCAUACUGAAGUCAACGUUGCCAGGAAACCAGUGUUUCUGUGAGUCCGCCAGUGGGAACAGCUGUAAUCUGGAAUUGCUGCGCAUCAACCGCAAACGGUCUCUGGAUUCCUGUGUGGAGCUGGAAUCGCUCCGGGAACGUAUCCAGAGGAUCCACCUGGAGACUGAGGGCCGAGAGGAAACGAGGCCACCACCACAAGACAGAGAGGAAGAUUUUGAUGGGGAAAUCGUCAGAGCCACAGAUCUCUCCUGCUAUGUGCAAGACCCUGACUUUGGAUACCAGGACUUUGCCAGGCGAGAUGAAGAUCAGACCCAGAUAUUUAGAGUCCAGGAUUACUCCUGGGAAGACCAUGGAUUCUCGCUGGUAAACAGACUCUACUCUGACGUUGGCCACCUCCUGGAUGAGAAGUUCCGUACAGUUGACGGUCUCCAGAGCAAUGCCAUGGCCAAGCGGCAAGGCUGUGAAUCUUCUGUCUUCAAACGGGGCAUCUGGAACUAUAUCCACUGCAUGUUCGGAAUCAGGUACGACGACUACGAUUACGCAGAAGUGAAUCACUUUCUGGAGCGUAUGCUCAAAGUUUACAUUAAAACUGUGACUUGUUACCCAGAGAAGACGAACCCAGAAAUGUUCAGCCGGUUCUGGAAGCAGUUCAAGCACAGUGAAAAGGUCCAUGUGAACCUUCUCAUCCUGGAAGCCAGAAUGCAAGCUGAGCUCCUGUAUGCACUGCAAGCAAUUACCCAGUACAUGAUCUCCUAGAGAGCAGGGAUGGCUGGGUUAUGGCAGGGACGGCGCAGGCAUCCCUGCCUCUCCAUGGACUCCAUACUUGAACCAUCGGGCUGGACCUGGCUGCGAUGGGUUUCUCUAACGUACUUGACUGUUCUGUUUCUAUGGGGCACGAUGAGUGACCUUGUUAUGUGCAAUUACCAAGCUGUGAGGCAACUCCGUGCUGCUGUGAUGUAGGUGUGAAGCUGGAGAUGCAAACGUGUCCAUGGCAGACUCCCAAAGACUCGGGGCAGGGAGGGAAGGACGGGCAGGGAGAGGGCAUGUCUCUCUUCAAAGAGAUGGGCUCUAACCAUCCACAGUGGAAGCCCUUCACCCAGGCGGCACAGGGAGCCUGUCCAUGGACGCAGCCCAGUGCCGGCUCCCGUGUGCGUUCCAGCCCUGGGGCAGAGCUGCAAGCUUGCUCCCUUUCCAGCACUGCAGCAGCAUCACACUGGGCAGGGCUGGCUGUUCGGACGCAGCGGCUGUGGGGUGAUGACGCUCGCUCUGGAGCAUCACAAUCGGUGGGGGGGCUUUGGGUGUGUUCUGAAACGCCUUUAGUCAGAGGAGCACUGGUUAUGACCCAGGUUCUCAGAGAUGAGCAGAUCCUCCCCCAUCCCCAGCACAGUACUGGAGGGAAACCAGCCUCCUGCACACGCUCCUGGCAGCACCAUGCGGAGUACAUGUCAAGCUGUGGCACUCCUGAGGAGGUGCAGUGAUCAACCUGCUGUAUUCUCCCAGUCCCAGGGACAGGCUCUUGUCCUCCCGCUCCUGGGGGUGGCUGCUUGGAAUGUUUCCCUUCUGUAGAGCUGGGCUCUGGGACCUGCAUCCCCCCCUCUGGGUCUCCUGUUGAGCCCCCCUUUCUACAGAAAGCACAGGGGGGUCAUUGUACCCAAACAUGAGCUGGGUCACUAGCUGCUCAGUAUUGCCAGGUGGGCUAUGGCCUGUUUGCUCUGACAGGCCAGGUCAACUGAAACUGCCUCCAAUCCCCUCCUGUUAUGGGGAUGGCAGCCCUAGGACUGGAGCAGCUCCUGACCGACCAGCCUCCACGCACAGGGCCUACACCUCCUUCUCUGCCAUGGGCGGGAGCCACAUGCUGCAGUGCUCUUCGUGACCCCGGGAGGGACUGAGGAGUAACAACCUGCCCUAGCCGUUACCGCUCUGGCUGGAGGAGAUCUCGCCGUGCUGGGUCCCCAGCCGUGGCUCAGUGGCUGGCUCAGCUUCAGAGGGAGAUUCAGGUAAGGGCUGUGUACAGAGGCUCCUUCUCCAAAGAGCUUUUUGGGGCAUGAGGACACUGCUGGGACCUUCCUAGGAACUGGAGUCUGGAGGGGAAGGGGCUGGGAGCCGAGUGUGAGGCACGCUGCUUUGGUCAGCCUGGUUAAGCUACAGAAAGCCUAUUUUUGCUAUAAAUAUAAUUAUGUUUGACACAA
This is a messenger RNA of Chrysemys picta bellii (western painted turtle), 2928 nucleotides long. Its product is annotated as sestrin-3-like. The record is from RefSeq and is a predicted model, not a curated record. Gene Ontology annotation, cellular component: nucleus. Gene Ontology annotation, molecular function: L-leucine binding; oxidoreductase activity, acting on peroxide as acceptor. NCBI's taxonomy places the organism in Eukaryota, Metazoa, Chordata, Testudines, Emydidae. Gene Ontology annotation, biological process: regulation of response to reactive oxygen species; cellular response to L-leucine; positive regulation of macroautophagy.